AUGGACUAUCCUACUCGCCGAUCCAGUCGAUUUCAAGCCAGACAAGUCUUUGCUCGAGCCAACUUUCCGUUGCGAGCAUACGGACCCAGAAGAGGGAUGGCGCUUCUCAAGAUCGGUCUGUUCGGCACUGUUGGCUACUUCGUCGCGAAGAAGCUUCUUCAAGACUCGAAUGAGCCACGUCAAAAUCCUCAACAAUGUGCAUUGUGCGGACAUGAGCGGCAGCAAGAAUCCAGGCAGCAACCGACGAACGUUCCACGGACGCCAUACCAUUAGCAUUUUGCAGUCAUCAGCCAUGAUGCCAGUCAGCCUCAACAAUCAGCUCUUUCCUAGUUUCAGUAGUCAACAGGCAUACUUCGACGGCUCGGGGGUGGUGACGGAAGCAAUGGAUACAAGACGUUGGGGUGGGCUUCGACUUACUCAAGCUU
Molecule: messenger RNA, 425 nt
Organism: Penicillium mononematosum
Lineage: Eukaryota; Fungi; Ascomycota; Eurotiomycetes; Eurotiales; Aspergillaceae
Exons: 2
Coding region: 1-273 (90 amino acids)
Source: RefSeq, a predicted model, not a curated record